AUGAGACAGUUGACUGCUUUAAAAUUAUGUUUAUUUGGCGAGAUUAGUGUUAAGGAAUCCGAAUCUAUAGGCAAUUUAAACCAAUUAACAUCAUUAAGUAUUACCAAUGGUGUGUUUCCAACUGGAGGAUUAGAAAAUGUUAGUCAACUGAAUCAAGUUACGGAUCUAGAUUUGCUAUUUUGUGAAUUUGACAUUGAAGGAUUGAAAUCAAUUAGAAAAAUGAAACAAUUGAAAAAGCUAUCUAUUAAUUGUACCAGAUUUGGAUCUGAAAUAGCCAAGUUUAUUAAUGAAUUAAACGAAUUAGAAGAACUUUACUUGAAUAGAAAUGAAAUUGGAACCGAAGAAGCCAAAUCAAUUAGUCAACUCAAAAAAUUAACAAAACUGAACUUGUGUAGUAAUUAUAUAGAUGAUGAAGGUUUGAAUUAUAUUAGCAAGAUGAAUCAAUUAUUAGAAAUUGACAUUGCAUUCAAUAAUUUUACAAUCGCAGGAAUCAACCAUCUCAUAAAGAUGAAUCAAUUGAAAAGUUUGAGAAUUGAUGAAAAUGGAAUUUACCAUGCGAAGGCAAAAUUAAUAAGUGAAAUGAAUAAUUUGACUAAUCUAAGCAUUAUGUACAAUUCUAUUGGACCUUCGGAAACUAUUUCAAUAAGUGAAAUGAAGAAUUUGACUAGUUUGGACAUUUCUGAGAAUUCAAUUGGAGAUGAAGGUUGUAAAUUUAUUAGUGGAAUGAAAUAA
Molecule: messenger RNA, 732 nt
Organism: Naegleria gruberi
Lineage: Eukaryota; Heterolobosea; Eutetramitea; Acrasida; Naegleriidae
Exons: 1
Coding region: 1-732 (243 amino acids)
Molecular function (GO): protein binding
Source: RefSeq, a predicted model, not a curated record